This is a messenger RNA of Racocetra persica, 226 nucleotides long. NCBI's taxonomy places the organism in Eukaryota, Fungi, Glomeromycota, Glomeromycetes, Diversisporales, Gigasporaceae. The record is from the annotation of a GenBank genome assembly.
AUGAAACCUGUUUCUAUACCAAGAAUCGAAGAUAUGUGUAGAAGGUUUGCAUCCAAUUUUUUAUCUAAAAAUUUAACAAAUUUGCUAUAUGAUUUGUCACAUGCAAAAGACUGGAAAGAGAGUAAAGAUAAGCUUGAAGAAGUCAUGUUAAAAAUUUUGGAAACCUUAAGAUCUGUUUGGUAUAAUCCAGCUUUUCGUUCUGAAUUCAUUGGUAUAAUGAAUAAAG